This is a messenger RNA of Lecanosticta acicola, 1480 nucleotides long. The record is from the annotation of a GenBank genome assembly. Lineage: Eukaryota; Fungi; Ascomycota; Dothideomycetes; Mycosphaerellales; Mycosphaerellaceae.
AUGCCUUUCCUUACAGCUUUGGUCAUGGCUUUGUUGGCUUUGACGGUGACCGCGGAGCCAGUUCAGUACUGCCGCAAGGGAUCCAGAGAACGUCCUGGAACAGAAGCGGAUUUCUGCGUUGGAGCUCUGACGUUUCGCAACGACACUACCAGCUCCCAUGAUCUGUUCUUGACGAUGACCGUCCGUCGGUAUGAAGAAUCUGCAAAGGGCUGGUAUGUUGUGGAGUUGAACACCCUAACUUGCGAGCCGACCGAAUGACUUGACGUGCAGGACAGCUGUUGGACCGGGUUCGAUGAUGAAAGAUUCUCUCAUGUUCAUUGUUUACGGAGAUCCCCGGGGUAACGAAAAGCCCAUUGUCAGCAUACGCACAACGACUGGACACUCCCAACCAACACUUCUUCAGAAGUCUGAUCUGCCGCGCGGAAUGGACUUGAGAGUGGUCAGCUCAGCCUGGAUGGCGGGCGCAGACUUGUCUCAGAGCAAAAGCAAUACGAAUUCAGCGUACCACUUGGCUCGGGUAUCCAUUAUCUGCUACUCAUGCCAUCUUUGGCCUGGCACAGAUAUCUCCGCAGAAUCAACCUCUCAGCCUUGGAUCUGGGCGUGGAAUCAAGAUCAGGAUUUCGAGGUGUACGCGUUCGAUGCUCAUCUUCAGAUGCACAAGCAUCAUGCGGACAAAGGUGGCUGGGGCCGGUUCUUCUUCGAUAUGAAGCGGUCGAUCAACACAGCUCCCGUGGCUCCAUCAUUGCCUCCUGUGCGGCCGCAUGUGGAUCAAUUAGGAUCUUCAGUCUUCCCUACCGGCGGCUCAAUCGCACAAAUCGCCUCUGGUCCAGGAUCUUUCAUCCACGGCCUGAGUAUGGCACUAGCUUUCAUGCUUCUGCUUCCUGCCGGUGUGAUUGGUCUCCGCAGCGGAUCUUCACAAGGCUUUAUAAUUCACUGGACUAUUCAGCUGACGGCAUCCUUCCUGAUCCUCGUGGGUUUCAGCCUCGGUCUCAUGAAACACCGCAGAGUAGACACAGUCCACCAGUGCGUAGGUAUUGGUCUGGCGGCUCUUGUUGGAGCCCAGGGGCUUCUUGGAUACUGGCAUCAUGCGAGGUUUGUUCGCUUGAAGCGGCGCACGUGGGUUUCGCAUCUUCAUGUCUGGCUCGGCCGAGUCUUCAUGCUGACCGGCUGGGUCAAUCUCGUCACCGGCCUUCGCCUGCGCGGGUUGAAAUCUGACAGUGGACUCGUUAUCUCCACCAUCAUCAUCGGCUGUCUCGAAGGUAUCUGUCUCUUUGUGGCGGUCCGCUGGUUGCAAGUAAGGAGGGCUCAGACAGCAUAUCAGCCAGUUUGGGUGCGGGAGGGCGAUAAGGACUCGUUUGCUCUCGCUGGUGAUAUGGACGACGAGGAAAGUGAAUGCGCGGAUGCUGACGAUCGAGGAGGAGGAGGAGGAGGAGUUGAAGACUACCAAAGGGCUCUUCUCUCGACGCCGACGGAAAAGUAG